Messenger RNA from Necator americanus (New World hookworm), 1962 nucleotides. RefSeq lists its product as uncharacterized. Lineage: Eukaryota; Metazoa; Nematoda; Chromadorea; Rhabditida; Ancylostomatidae. The coding region runs from base 1 to 1962 and encodes 653 amino acids. The transcript is spliced from 4 exons. The record is from RefSeq and is a predicted model, not a curated record.
AUGGAAGAAUGCUUUAGAAUUCUGAAUGAACGAUCGCAGUACAUAAAACUCACUCGAGAACAACCAAAAGAUGGUUGGCUGCCUUAUUUGAAUGCUCAAAUAAAACUACGCAAUGGCAUUGCAAGUGUGAAAUGGUAUCGCAAGGAAAGCUCGAAAAACAUACUGAUAAACGCAAAGUCAGCCCAUCCUAAUGGCAUAAAAAAGGCAAUUAUCCUAAAUAUGGUCAAAACAACAACAGCAAUGUGCACAGAGGAUAGAGAACGGGAGGAAUCACUAAAACUAGCCACAAGCAUAGCUAGUUCAAACGGUUACUCGAGAUUAAAAUCUAACACCCAAUCUCAAACUACGAACAAUACAGUGAGGAUCCCACAUGAAAGUAGAAUUGCUUUGUGCAUCUCCUUCGUCUCUGACUCCUUAACUGCUGCUACACACCGGACUCUUUUGCGAGCACAGCUGCAAGAUGAUGAUGUUGUGCUGGUGAACAUCCCGAACGAGAGCAUCACGCGACAGUCAGUUCGCAAUAGAUUCUACGAUAGGCAAUGCGUGUCAGAAUGUUGCGUGGUUUGUCCAGACGGUAAAGCCGGCAACAUGGCAUACACAAUGAAUACAAUCAACAUCUUUAUUACUAUUAUUGCUGGAGUUUCUUCGCUGAAAUGUGAUGUUGCUUUCUCUGCAGAGAGAGAACUUCAGGAAAUUACAAGCGAACUCCCAAAGACACCUAUGUUUGAACAACUUACGACGUAUAUUAACGCACUGGCGCAGAAAGCCGUGGGGCGAAAGCCCAUACAUUGCGAAAAGGUGCUGUCGUCCAGCACAAAAGCAAGCAAAGCCCAUAACCUGAAAGGUCAACUGCAUGAAGGGAGCAUGGAAUCUUUGACAACAACCAUUCAUUUCGUCACGCUGAAGUGCCGAACACUAGCGAGUGAACUUCAACAAUCCACCCUGUCUAAGCUUCUACGAUAUCUCUGCGUGCCUUUUGCUGCACUGCAGAAAUCACGCAUGAGAGAUCGGCCCGUUAUCAGCAUCAAAAAUUACACCGUAUACUGCGGCGAUGCUGAUGAGAACAGAGUAGGUGGCUGCGCGAUAGCUGUGAGGAAGGAUUACAACAACCUAGUGAAGGAAUUUGGCUCAACGUCGUCUAGAUGCGCCUUUCUACGACUGUGGGAUCGCAGAGGACGUAAAUUCCUGUUCGCAAGUACUCACGCACCUACAGAAACCGCUGAGGACAGCAAGGACGCCUUCUAUGAUGAACUCAAUGUGUUGAUGUCUAAAAUACCAAGUAAGCAGGUGGUCGUUGUCGGAGUAGACGCAAAUGCGAAGAUGGUACUCGAACAGCAAUCCUAUGUGCUAGGAAAAUGGUGUUAUCCACCGUCUGAUCGACUUAUGCGAGCAAACGGGCCUCAUCAUCGCUUCCACGUGCAAAUGGAAUCAUCGACGCAUCAACUUACGUGGCAUGGUUCAACCCAUUCAACGCCCGAAGAGCAGCGCAAGCGGGAGAUGAGGACUCUGGAACUUCAGCUACGCUCUUGCGAGGAACAUUCCUCAGUCAGCUUCAAGAUACAGUUCCACAAGAGAAACCGAGGAGUUCCUCUCCAACCGAAAAUCGACGUGGCAGGUCUGAAAGACGAAGAAUGCAGAACCAAAUUCCGCCAACGUGUGUCUAUUAAUGUUGGAGUACGGACCAGGAAGAAGCUUAGCGAUGCGGAUUCCUUCGCAAAGUGCAUUCAUGACGCUGCAAAGGAAACGCUCCCGGUUCUAUUGCCGUGGAAGAAGUUUGCCUUUGCAUCUGCGGAAGCAAAAUCCACGUACAAUUCUGUAUGCGUCGCGCGCAGCACUGGUGACUUCAACCAGGAAAAGCGUCUUAGAAGGAAGUUGCGAAGUCAACUGCAACAAGACCGCGAUAACGAGUGGAAUCAAGAGCGAAGGAGCUUGAAAAGGCGUGGGAGGACACGAACCCUCUGA